GGCAUUGCCAACCAGAGACCCUUGGACAAUAAAUCACUAUAAUUUCCAACCCUUUCAGCCUGUUCAAUUUUCAACAAUAUGGAUCUAGACACCACUCGAUUAUUAGGAGCUCCUUCCCCUUCUUUUUCUUGUUCUUUCACCAAUUCAUGGACCCACGAUGUGUUUCUCAGCUUUAGAGGUGAGGACACACGCUACAAUUUCACAGACCAUCUACACAAUAAUUUGGUCCAGAGGGGCAUCAGAACCUUCAUAGAUGAUGACCUCCCAAGAGGAGAAGAAAUAUCACAAACACUUGUCGAUGCAAUUGAAGGAUCGAGGUGUUCUGUCGUCGUAUUCUCUGAAAAUUAUGCAUCCUCGAAGUGGUGCUUGGAUGAACUUGUUCAUAUCAUUCAGUGUAGAGAAUCAAAGCAACAGAUGGUUUGGCCAGUUUUCUACAAAGUGGAUCCCAAAGAUGUAAGGAACCAAAGAGGUAGUUAUGGCGAGGCACUGAAUAACCAUGAACGCAAAUUCAAAGAACAGAAACUUACAAACCAUGAUGAAAGAAAAUUCCAAGACAAUAUGAAGAAGGUGCCGAGAUGGAAGGAAGCUCUUACAAAAGCUGCACACUUGUCUGGGUCGCAUUACUUGGAGGGCCGUGAAGCUGAAUUUAUUCAGAACAUUGUCAACGAGAUUUCCUUACAUGUAUUACAUGAUACCCAUAUCAAUGUGGCAAAAUACCAAGUUGGAAUAGAGGCUCGUGUACGAGAUAUUCAUAAAGUUUUAGAAGUUGAAGGAAAUGAUGUUCGCAUGGUAGGAAUAUGGGGGGAUGGUGGAAUAGGAAAGACAACUGUUGCUAAAGCUGUUUAUAACUCACUGGCCCAUGUGUUUCAAGGGAGUUGUUUUCUGGAAAAUGUAAGAGAAAGAUCAAUACAAUAUGGAGGCCUAGUCGACCUACAAAAUCUUCUUCUUUAUGAGAUUCUAAGAGGAAAGGAAAUAAAGGUUACCAGUGCCGAUAAAGGAAUCAGUGUGAUAAAGGAAAGGUUUUGUCGUAAAAAGGUCCUUGUAAUUGUAGAUGAUGUGGAUCAUUUGGACCAGUUAAACAACUUAGUUGGAGGUUGUGAUUGGUUUGGUUUGGGCAGUAGAAUUAUCAUAACGACAAGAGAUAAGCAUUUUCUAAGUUCUCAUCAAGUUAGUAUUAUAUACGAGGCCAAGAAAUUAAACUUUGGUGAAUCUCUUGAUCUCUUCAUUAGUUGGAAUGGUGGGAGAAAUAAAAAUUUGGAUGAUGAUUAUGUGAAAGCUGCAGAAACUGUGGUGAAUCAUGCUCAAGGUCUUCCUUUAGCUCUCAAGGUUUUAGGUUCUCAUCUAUGUGGUAGAAGUAUAGAUGAGUGGCAUAAUGCAUUGGAUGGGAAUCUGCACUCGGACAUUAAAAAAACUCUCAAAAUAAGCUAUGAUGCAUUGGAAUAUUCGGUGCAAGAAGUUUUCCUUGACAUAGCAUGUUUCUUUAACGGUAGAAAGGUGAACCAUGUGAUACCGAUCCUGGAAGGUUGUGACCUCAAGCCUGAGUAUGCUAUUAAAGUACUCGUAGACAAGGCCCUCAUAAAUAUUGAACAAGACACAAUUGGGAUGCAUGACUUGCUUGAAGAAUUGGGUAGAGGAAUAGUUUAUCAAGAGUCACCAAAUGAGCCUGGUGAAUGUAGCAGAUUGUGGUUUCAUGAGGAUGUUUAUCGUGUUCUAACAGAAGGAACAGGAACAAACAAUAUUAAAGGCAUCAUAGCAAAGUUUCCGACACCAGAUAACAUAUGCUUGAGUGCUGACAGCUUCUCAAAGAUGAAAAACCUUCGACUUUUCAUCAAUGUGAAUGCACGAUUUUAUGGUGAUCAGGUGGAUUAUCUAUCUAAUGAGUUGAGGUUUCUUCAUUGGCCUGAUUGUCCUCUACAAACUUUACCAUCUACUUUCAAUCCAAGGAAACUUGUUGAACUUUAUAUGCCUCGUAGCCGCUUGUCACAACUUGGGGAGGGAUUCAAGCGUUUGCAAAAUUUGAAGUCCAUGAAUUUUGAGAGCUGUGAAUUCCUAACACAAACCCCAGAUAUCUCUGGAAUUCCAAACUUACAGUCCUUGAAUCUAGACGACUGCACGAGUUUAGUUGUGGUUCAUCCCUCUGUUGGAUGUCAUGAUAAGCUUGUUGACUUGAGUCUUGUGAGAUGCCAUAACCUCACACUAUUUCCAAUAAUCAAGUCAAAAUCUCUAGAAGUUCUCAAUCUUGAAGAUUGCAGAAGACUGGAGACUUUCCCUGAAAUUGGGGGAAAGAUGGAUUCCUUACGUUGCAUGUUUCUAUCUGGUAGUGGCGUCAAAGAGUUGCCUGCGUCAAUUGCAUAUCUCAUCAGUCUUGUAUUUUUAGACCUAAGGAGUUGUGAAAAUCUUACGAAUCUGCCACCCAGCAUUUAUGAGUUGGAACAUCUAAAUGAAAUUGAUCUCCGAGGAAGUCGAAAGCUUGUUACAUUUCCAAAUAAAGUGGAGUCUGAAGAUUAUGUGUCUACAUUGUGCGUACUUGAUCUAACACUAUGUGAUUUCCUUGUAAGUAUUCCCGAAUGCAUUACGAAAUUUGUCAAUUUGCGGGAGCUUUUCUUGCAUGGCUGCAAAAGGCUUCGAGAUAUUCCGGAACUUCCACCAAAAAUAGUAAAGUUAGAGGCGAGUGAUUGCGUAUCAUUGGAAAGGUUUUCAUCAUUGUCCAACAUUCUGAAAGGUAAAAAAGACUCACAAAUGAUUGAGUUCGUGGACUUGUGUAAUUGCCAGAGACUCUGUGGCAAUCUGGCUCGUGACCUCACAAAGAAGCAAAACAUUUUAGCAAAGGAGCAGAUCACACUCUUCUUUGAUCACCUUCUGUCUUCACAGAAACUUGGAUUUCAGGUUGUAUUUCCAGCAAGUUUUGAAGCUCUCUCGACGUUGUUUAGCUGUCAUAAGGAUGUGAAGGAGCGUGAUGAAGCAUGUGAAUUUUUGAUUGAAAUCCCUCCAAACUUCAAAUGCCAGAACCAAGGAUUGGCUCUAUACGCUGAUGUUGAAUACCUGCAAAAUAAAAGACUAGUUUACGAUCAUUUUCGAGCAAAAAUUUCCGUCAAUCAACCAGGAAUGCUACCUCAUUUUAUUCAGUUCGAUGACAUUUUCAGAAAGAUAGGGUCAGGUCAUGUUAUAGGGUCAGGUCAUGUGUGGCUGUGCUAUAUUCGAUUCAGAGAAAUGUCUUGCCGGGAUGAUCAGAUUACCUGGCCGCAGUCGCCUGUUGUGUGUCGAGUUAAUUUUCUGAAUUUGACACUAGAUUCGCUGCGUUGUAAAAGCUUCGGGGUCCACCUGGUAAUGACACAGGAUGAAGAAGACCUGUCUAUAUUUCCGGAAGAUGGUGAGUCUGAAUCCGAUGACUUGGAAGAUGUUAAUGAGAGGUUUGAUGGAGAUAAUUGUGUUGAUCUAUGUGAAGAUGAGCAAGACUCGGAACAUGACUACUUCAGCUGUGAAGAUAAUGAAGAUGGCUACUUUUACUGAAGAUGAUGAUGAAGAGGUGAAUAGGUCGGAGACAGAGAUUUGCAAUGUUGGAAUAAGACAAAAGAAAAACUAAGAUGCAAUGGAUACUAUUGAUGAAUACUAAUAUGUCAAGUCGCCCACAAUCUAAAGAAGAGAGUUCCGUGCGCCCACGGGGAAGCUUUUCAUUCACUCUACAAAACUCAUACCCCCACUCUCUAGUCUCUCUCUCUCCCUCUCUCUCUCUCUCUGGAAUAUUCCUAAAACUAAAUCCUGUGUGCGAGCCUAUAACGAACGGCUGUCUGUGACACACUGAUUUUUCAUCCAAUCCAAGCCACAUGAAAGGCAAAGCCCUCUUUCUCUCUCUCUCUCUUCUAUAUAACCCAACAAGCAUAAUAGCCAGCACUCCUCAUCAUCCUUGAUCAAACUCAAAUAGUCAAGACCAAGCCAGUUUUCGUGUUUUCAAGUUCAAACAUGUCUGCAGUGGUAGAGGUUUGGAUGAGCGAGUUGGCAAAGCUGAAAGACAAGGUAGGGGCUAAGAAGCGACUGGUGUUUUCAUCAAAGGGAAAACAAGGAGAAGGUGAUGAUGAGGUUGAAGAACAACAGCAAGUGUUGAAAGAAGCAAGAAAAGAGAGCAGCAGAAUGGCUCAGAUUCAGAGGGACUUGGAUUCCUCUAGGCUUUCGGAGGCCACAGUUCGUUUGCUUAUGGACCGUUUUGUGCUUUGGUGACACCUUGUGAACAUGUUUAACUUGUUGAAGGACCUUUGCUCGCUUCUCGGGCCGUGAAAAAUGAGAUUAUUUUUUUCAGUAAUUAUAUAUAACUAGGUUGUUUUGAUUAAAAAAUCAUUAGUGAUCCAUUAGAUUGCCUCCAUGUAAUUAAUUUUAGUAGAUACAUAAACUUAUUACUAGCGUAUUUGUUUUUUGUUUUUCCAUUUUAAUUAUAUUUUUGCAAGCUAUUAGCGGAUGAAUGAUUCUUACAUUUGGGAUUAUUGUUUUUCCAAAA
Messenger RNA from Prunus mume (Japanese apricot), 4489 nucleotides. RefSeq names its product TMV resistance protein N-like. Gene Ontology annotation, biological process: defense response; signal transduction. Gene Ontology annotation, molecular function: ADP binding. The record is from RefSeq and is a predicted model, not a curated record. Lineage: Eukaryota; Viridiplantae; Streptophyta; Magnoliopsida; Rosales; Rosaceae.